AUGAGUUGCGGGUGUGCAUAUGCUUGUAUUCGCUUCCCCAACUCAUAUCGCUGGAUCAACAGACCGUAUUCUUUCAAAUACUUGUUGAAUUAUGGGAAUAAUGGCAACAAGAUUGGAGGUUCCUGGAAAACAGGCCGGUUGGUUUCGAGGCCUUUGGCUAGAAAUUUUGGGGGAGAACAAAAAGAAAUGGGCAAAGACGAAGCCAGUAAAGAUGAUAAGAAGCUGAGGGGAAUGACAAGUAUGAUUGAGGAAGGAAAUUUGGCAAUCCUGUCCUCCUGCUUUGUGGGUCUCCUCACUGGCAUUGGUAUUGUGCUCUUCAACAACGCGGUGCAUGUAAUUCGUGAUUUUUCCUGGGAUGGGAUUCCCUACAGAGGUGCCUCAUGGUUGAGAGAGGAGCCCAUUGAAGCUAUCUGGGAACGAGUAAUUCUAGUACCAUUAUGUGGGGGUUUGCUUGUAAGUGGGUUAAAUGUUCUUCGAGAUGCUUUGCAGAGCCCUGGAGACGGAAACUUGAUUUCUAAUAUAAAGGCUGCACUUCAACCAUUCUUGAAGGCGGUGGCUGCUUGUGUCACCCUUGGUACUGGAAAUUCAUUGGGGCCUGAAGGUCCUAGCGUUGAGAUAGGUGCAUCCAUCGCCAAGGGUGUUAGUUCUUUGUUUGAUAAAAGCUCCAAAAGAAAGGUGUCUCUUGUUGCUGCAGGAUCAGCUGCUGGAAUCUCUUCUGGGUUCAAUGCCGCUUUUGCUGGUUGUUUUUUUGCUGUUGAAUCAGUCUUAUGGCCCUCAACAGCAGAUUCAUCCCUAUCACUCCAAAAUACUACUUCUAUGGUUAUACUCAGUGCUGUAAUAGCAUCUGUAGUGUCAGAAGUUGGUCUUGGUUCUGAACCAGCCUUCAAGGUCCCAGAAUAUGAUUUCCGUUCACCUGGUGAACUUCCACUGUAUCUUUUGCUGGGUAUCCUAUGUGGGUUGGUUUCGUUGGCCUUAUCUAAGUGCACAUCUUACAUGUUGGUAACUAUUGACAAUGUCCAUAAGGCUGUUGGCAUUCCAAGGGCUGCAUUUCCUGUAUUGGGUGGCCUAUCUGUUGGGCUUAUAGCCUUGGCUUAUCCUGAAAUUCUUUACUGGGGUUUUGAGAAUGUUGACAUAUUGUUGGAAUCUCGGCCAUUUGUGAAAGGCCUCUCUGCUGAUCUAUUGCUUCAGCUAGUAGCUGUCAAGAUAGUAGCAACUUCCUUGUGCCGGGCCUCUGGAUUAGUAGGAGGCUACUAUGCUCCAUCUCUCUUUAUUGGUGCAGCAACAGGAAUGGCUUAUGGAAAAUUUAUUACUUUUGCCAUUUCCCAGUCCAAUCCAAUGUUUCAUCUCUCCAUUUUGGAAGUGGCGUCACCACAAGCAUAUGGCCUGGUUGGCAUGGCUGCUACUCUUGCAGGAGUGUGUCAAGUGCCUCUCACAGCAGUUUUGCUUCUCUUUGAACUGACCCAGGACUAUAGGAUAGUUCUACCACUGCUGGGAGCUGUAGGGUUGUCUUCAUGGACUACAUCUAGGCAGGCUAAAAGAAAGGAUGUUGGGGAUCCUGGGAAACUUAAAGAGGGAAAUGCUCAGAAAACAGAUUUAUCUUCCCAUGACCCCAGUGUGCUCUCUUCUAGUUAUUCAGUUGCUGCAAAGGCAUCACAUGCAAGUAACCUUUGUGAAGUUGAAAGUUCACUCUGUGUUGAUGAUUCCAAUAGUGAGACAAAAGAGCUAGAAAAGAGGAUUUUUGUUUCACAAGCCAUGAGAACAAGAUAUGUGACUGUCCUGAUGAGUACAUUACUUAUAGAGGCAGUGAGUCUACUGCUCGAGGAAAAGCAGACGUGUGCAGUAAUCGUUGAUGAUGACCAUCUCUUGAUCGGUUUACUGACACUUGAAGACAUUCAGGAGUUCAGCGAAAGAGAAAAAGCUAGAAUCAGGAGAUCCAAGGAGGUUUUAGUAUCUGAAAUGUGUUCUUUGGAUGGUGAAAAAUGCCGAGUGCCAUGGACAGUAACACCAGGCAUGAAUCUCUUUUCUGCUCAAAUGAUCAUGAACACACUUGGUGUGAAUCAACUUCCAGUUAUCUCAGAUCAUGUUGAAGAUCACAAAGGGCAUCCAGUUGGCCUCUUGGACAGGGAAUGCAUCAGCCUUGCUUUCAGGGCAGUAGCAGCCAGAGAAUACCUGAGCUAUGUUUCCACACCAGAAAAGGCAUGAUCACUGAUUCAGGAUCAAAGUUUGUCUUGGUAUUAAUAUCAUUACUGGCCAAGGCCAUAAGAAUUGCUCCAAAGAAGGCAUCGCCUUAUAAGCUAAAAAGAUUUCACGAUUGUGGAAUCCAUCUCCUGCAGGUAAGCUUCACAUUUCAGUAAUCUGGUUCUGCACAGUAGGUCUGAUCUCGCGCUCAGAAGAUCACUGAUUAAGGAAGAUUGGUUUAGUGCAUUGGGAUUGCAAUGCAGAAAUCCUAGAGGAACAAUAUUCUUGAAGGAUCUGAAGAGAAGAAGAGAAAAGUGAAACCCAUCUUAAUCAUCCUCAUGUGAAUCCAGCCACAGAAAAGUUGGCUUUCAAUAUACUCCUAAAGCUUUUUGUAAAACUUUUUGAGGAAACAAAUGAUCCCUUUUUUUGACUGCAUCAGGAGCUAAUUCACUGGUUUCAUGGCCUUGUGUUUUGAGUUUUAUUUUUGUUUCAUCCACUUGUGUUGGGAGUUUUGAUUUUUUGUAGUUGACAUAGCAAAUCAAAACAAUGUAAUUACAGAGUCAUGCAAAUGUAAGAUUAUCAUCUUUGAAUGUACAUAGCCUGAAAAGUUUUAAUUUUCUUGAA
Vitis vinifera (wine grape) is the source of this 2802-nucleotide messenger RNA. RefSeq names its product chloride channel ClC7. Bases 1 to 2202 code for a protein of 733 amino acids. Gene Ontology annotation, biological process: chloride transport; transmembrane transport. The transcript is spliced from 7 exons. Gene Ontology annotation, cellular component: chloroplast thylakoid membrane. Gene Ontology annotation, molecular function: voltage-gated chloride channel activity. The record is from RefSeq and is marked provisional. Lineage: Eukaryota; Viridiplantae; Streptophyta; Magnoliopsida; Vitales; Vitaceae.